Molecule: messenger RNA, 1607 nt
Organism: Ceutorhynchus assimilis (cabbage seed weevil)
Lineage: Eukaryota; Metazoa; Arthropoda; Insecta; Coleoptera; Curculionidae
Source: the annotation of a GenBank genome assembly
AACCAGCAGCAGCGAGAUAUAGAUGUGCUUGGUACCGAAUAGUACCGAGUCAAGAAACUCGGAUUUCAUCAAACAAAAAUAACAACAGAACACUCUUCGGUCGGCAACUAAUAAGUACGGUACCAUACACCGCAAUAAGCGACGCGGUAUAUAAUCGAUAUAGAAAGCGCGUUUUUGUUGAUUGUUUAGUACUGCCUGGUACCAAUUUUUUCCGAAAAUGUCGUUUUUCAAAAUCAAGCCCAUCUGGAAGGGAAAUUCUAAACAUAAAAAAUUAUCGUCGUCAGAUGACAAGGCGCAGCAAAACGGCAAAGAAGUAAUCAUCGAAACCGACGCCCAGGAACCGGAAAACGAGGUUGCCACUUUCAAACUAAAAUACUUGGGCAGCACAGCGGUUGACAAAAACGCCGACAAAGCCACCAUCAGCUCUGAAGCGGUCAAAAACAUUAUUAAAACCGCCAAAGCAGUCCGCAAACAACAGAAAAAGUUGCAAAGAGUCAUUGUUGCCAUUUCAGUGCAAGGAAUUUCCGUUACUGACUUGGAUGGCAACGAUAUUUUUAAAGUUUCUAUAUACAAAAUCUCAAAUUGUGCCUCAGACUCAAACCACCGUCAAGUAUUCUCCUUUAUUUCCACCGAUCAGUCAAAUGACAAAAUGGAAUGCCACGCCUUUUUUUGCUCCAAACGAAAAAUAGCCGAUACAGUUACUUUGACAGUGGGCAAAAUUUUCACUAGUGCCUACGAGGCUUGGGUUGAUUCACCAAAUAAUCAACAGGAGGUUGUCAGUGAAGCUCCAAUAACACUCAACAAACCUGUAGUUGUCAAUGAGGAAAAAUUAAUUGAUUUUGAUAGUGAAGGCGUCGAGGACGAUGAUUGGGAAUUUGAUGCACUUUGCAGUAAUAAUAAGACUAACAAUAGCCAAUGGGUAUCAUUUGAAGAUGAUUUUGCCAAAGUUCCACCCCAGAACAACUUAAUCUUAGUUUAAUAAUAAUUAUCAACAUUUUGUAUAUACUAAUAACUGCAAAUAUAUAUACUUAGUUUUAGAUUAUCUUUAUUUAUUUAUUUGAUUAAUUAAAUGACGGCGCACAAAAAUUUGAAAUUACACUGGCUUAAAUCUAAAAAAACUAUAACUAAAAUUCACGUCUGUGGUAUUUGUCGGGAUCAAAGUACGAAGUAACAACGACUCUGUUGCUGAAUUUUCUUCCUGUAAGAGUUUGCUGGGCCUUUUGACAAUCCAAAACUGAAUUGAAUUCCACGAAAACCUGUAACAAAAAUUUGUGAAUUUUUUCAAUACAAUGAAAAUUCUUGCUUACUUUUCCACAUCCAGGCACUUCGACACCUUCAAUCGGCCUGGGAAUUUCUAUACUUCUCACCACUCCGUACUUAUUGCACUCCUCUUUGAUAUCCUCCAAAAUAUCUUCAUAUUCUUCUUCGUCUUUGAGCUCAUCAGGAGUGACCAUGUUUAAAAGACACAAAACUUCGGUUGCCGGUCCUGAAGCGCCCACCAAACUCAGACCGGGCACUUGGAUUUGGACUGCUGGCAACACUGUAGCGUUUUUAGCUCCUACGCUGGCUCUUUGUACUAUUAGGCGUUUGUCGCCCAAUUGCAUACC